Cuscuta campestris is the source of this 1618-nucleotide messenger RNA. The record is from the annotation of a GenBank genome assembly. NCBI's taxonomy places the organism in Eukaryota, Viridiplantae, Streptophyta, Magnoliopsida, Solanales, Convolvulaceae.
GCACCACGCAUGCUUUUUGUGGAAAUUAAAUUGGUUCAUUUUAUUAUCUUUUGCACUAUAAGGUUUUUAUGAGAAUUUUCAAAUAUUGAGCAUAUAUGAUGUACCCAAACUAUUCAGAACUCUACAUACAAUUUUGGAAAUGGCGGAUGAAAUGGAACUACUCUUUCAAGAAAUGGGAAAUGACACAAUUUUGCCUGGAACUUUGUCUUCAUUCCAUGAUCCAACUUGGUUUGAUCAUCUUUCACCAAUUAGCAAUUCCAUUUUCAUGAGCCCAGCCAAAACCCAUUGGAGUGGAGAUCUUAUGAACCGAAAUCUAUUGACGGAUACGAUUCAAUCCUUCCCAGAUGAGAUCAACAACGAGAACGAAAUCGGUUUCGACAUCCAUGAACUUGAUGUUCUGUUGCAGCAGUCGCCUCCCGGUUCUCGGGGCUCUCCGUUUUCAAACACCAUUUUAGAUGAUUCUUAUGUGACAUCUUUCCUGGAAACUCUCUCGCCUCAAAUGGUGUCUCAUGGUUCACCCCUUUCAAACACAGUCAAGAAUCCCUUGGAGAGUCUGAGUAUUAACAACUCAUGUGAUGAUUUCGAAAGUUUGGUUGAAUUGCUUCAAAAACCAAUUGGUGUUUCUCGAGUAAGUGAUCUUUCUUGGUGGGAUUGUACUAAUUCUACUUCAGGGUGGACCUCAGACCAUUCGGUGGGCUCCGAAAAAAUGGAAGGAUCAUCUAAUAACGUGCCCGGAGGAGGUCUCAAUUACGAGUUAUCAUCGUCACCCACUAAAAGGAGGAGGAGUAUAGAGAGUCCUUUACCAGGGAUUAAUAUGAUGAAGCCUUCUCGUUUUAGGAAAAAGACUAAACCAGGCUCUCGAUCUGUUCCAAAGGACCGUAUGUUGACAUACGCGUGCUAUGCAGAGCUGAGAGAACUCAUUCCCAAUGGAGAUAAGAUGAGCAUUGAUCGUUUGUUACAUCGAACCAUAAAACAGAUGUAUUUCUUGCGAAGUGUUGCAAAACAUGCUAAGGGACUGGCAAAACAUCAAUUACUAAAGGAUAGGAAGGAUCAGAAAGAUCAUUUCAAGAACAUUAUUAGUGGAGUCGCACGGGCUUGUGAAAUUGAAAAUGAAAUGAUGAUUUGUCCGCUGGUGGUUGAGGACCUUAGUCAUCCAGGUCAAAUGCUUAUCAGGGUUUUGGUGUCUUUUUGUUCCAGAUUCUCUGUCAAGAACAAGGUUUCUUUCUGGAGAUAGUAGAUAUGAUCCGAGGUUUUGGGUUAAAUAUACUGAAGGGAUGCAUGGAAGUUCAUGAGGCUAAGAUACAUGCACACUACAUAGUUGAGGCUGAGGAAAACCAAUUCGUGUCGAGGCACGAGAUCUUUUCCUCACUUGUUCACAUUUUAGGACUGGCAGACGCUAGUAAUGAGUUCGGUGGAGAUGAUCUGCUGAGUAAUGUGAGGCAGGGAGGGGUUGGCUUGUUGAAUGAUUCUGUCCAAUCUACAUUGAAGCAUUGAGAAUCCAGUGGGUGUGGUCAAGCAGGAUCCAGAUAGAGGAGAAACUAUGAGUAGCAUACAAGAAGUUGUGAUUAGAGUUGAUACCAAAUUGGCAGCCAUUGGUCAAUAGAUUAUUCUGUCAUCU